Aspergillus eucalypticola CBS 122712 is the source of this 1112-nucleotide messenger RNA. RefSeq lists its product as uncharacterized. The transcript has a single exon. Lineage: Eukaryota; Fungi; Ascomycota; Eurotiomycetes; Eurotiales; Aspergillaceae. Bases 41 to 1057 code for a protein of 338 amino acids. The record is from RefSeq and is a predicted model, not a curated record.
GAGGAAUUGAUUAGAAGAUAAAGGCAUAACAUCAGACACCAUGUCUGCCAUUCACAUCCCUCCCGAAACAUGGCGUCACCUUCUCCGCUCCUUGCUCCGCGAAUGCUCCUACCUUCCUGACCCCGUCGCCAGAGUUACAUUUCAUGCCCAGAUCCUCCAACGAUUCCGACGGUAUACCCAGAAGAAAGAGACGGAUCAACAUCGACUUCUAUUACUCCGGAAGUCAGCAACACACCAACUGUCUCUGCUCAGACGAGCCAAUGAAGGAUAUACAAAGCCGCUGGAAAAGGUCUUGCAGCAGGCCUAUGGCCGCAGAGGGCGACGGAGACAAGAGCUCAUACAAGCAUUCAUCACACCAGCGGACGCAGUGGACGCAUUGAAUGCGGCGGAUGUGCAGACAGUGGCACAGGAAGCACCAGAGAUGUUCGAGGAUGGAUGGCGGCCCCCUUCGGUCAUGGUUGAUCUCCUGAAAGCUCAGAACCGUAACUCAAUGAUCACGACGCUGAAUGCCGGGUACUAUACCAAGCAAGUCGAACCAGUGGUUCCCGCGGAGAAUAUCUGGGGCAAACCGCUUGCUCCGUCUCGUCGCAGGAACAUUCGGAGGAAAUGGUACAAUCAGACGCUACACAAUCUGUUUCCACCACUGCCUGACUCGGAGCUCAAGGUGUUGGAGGGUCUUAUGUCGGGGACUAUACCAUGGGCGCCACCCAAACGACGAAAGGCAAUUGGGACUUCUUCCGCCCCUGAGUCUACUCUAGAUGCUGGCUUUCUGAUAGAGGGACCACAGAAGGGGGAUACUUUUGAAAAUUAUGUUGACGGACGACCCCAUAACAUCACCCGACGGUUCAUGCAGAGGCUUUGGAAACGCAUAUCCUGUCUAGUUCCUCGCGUGAACUGGGAUACUAGAAGCGGGAAGCCUGCAUUCACCUGGGACGUACUCUACUCGGGACCUAAGCUGGCCCUGAAGUUGGACGAAAGCACAGCGUCUGAGCUCUUCGCAGGCGUCGAUGCCAAUGGUCGAAUGAUCAAAGAUCAACCAAAAGAAGCAUCAGGAUAAAUUUUAACCGCUCAACAUAAUCAAUCAUGGAGUAUGUAACAAAGGACACAAUACC